AUGAAGCUCUCCUUCAGAGAUCUCAAGCAGCAAAAGUUUACGGUUGACGCCGAGCCAACAGACACAAUUGCGCAGGUAAAAGAGAAGAUUGCCGCAGAGAAAGGAUGGGAAUCCUCGCAGCAGAAACUCAUCUACGCUGGUAAGGUCCUCGCCGAUGCCAACACCGUUGAAUCAUACAAAAUUGAGGAGAAGGGUUUCAUUGUUUGCAUGAUAUCAAAGCCAAAGGCUCCUCCUGCGGCCAAGUCUGGCAGUCCCUCUACACCUGCUCCAUCCAGCUCUACGUCCACCUCCACACCCGCUGCUCCAGUUGCUCCCCAGCCCAUCCAAUCUACGACCACCUCAAAUCAGCCGCCCUCGACUCCCACGCCUGCUCAAACCACACCCGCCGCGGCUCCGGCCGCCGGGCCUGGCUUUAAUGACCCCUCGGCUUUCCUGAUUGGCAACCGCAACGAAGCAACCAUCCGCGAGAUGGAGGCUAUGGGAUUCGCAAGACCCGAAAUAGACCGCGCCCUGCGGGCAGCUUUCUUCAACCCAGACCGAGCCAUCGAGUAUCUCUUGACUGGUAUUCCCGACAAUAUCCAGGCAGAGCAAAGACAAGUAACUCCGGCGGCUAGUACUCCAGCAAAUCCGGCAUCUCCACCAGCACCUCAGCCCGCCCAAACUGCUGGAAGCCCGCCAGCUGCUGGAGAUGAGCCCAUCAACCUGUUCGAAGCGGCGGCACAAGCCGGCCGCCCAAGUGCGGGAAGAAGGGCUGCCGCAGGAGGUCAGCAGGGAGCGUCGACUAAUAUGGACUUCUUGCGAAACAGCCCGCACUUCCAGCAACUCAGGCAAUUCGUCCAGCAGCAGCCGGCGAUGCUGGAACCUAUCCUACAGCAACUAGCCGAGGGCAAUCCAGAGCUUGCCCAGAUGAUUGGUUCAAAUCAGGAUCAAUUCCUUCAGCUACUGGCAGAGGAUACUCAAGAUGCUCCCCCUCCUGGUGCGACCCAUAUUCAAGUGACUGAGGAGGAGCGGGACGCCAUCGAACGACUCUGCCGACUCGGCUUCCCCCGUGACCAAGUCAUCCAGGCAUACUUCGCAUGCGACAAGAACGAGGAACUGGCGGCGAACUUCCUCUUUGAGCAGCCCGAUGACGAAGAGCAGUGA
This is a messenger RNA of Cladophialophora psammophila CBS 110553, 1143 nucleotides long. Its product is annotated as UV excision repair protein Rad23. Gene Ontology annotation, cellular component: cytosol; nucleoplasm. NCBI's taxonomy places the organism in Eukaryota, Fungi, Ascomycota, Eurotiomycetes, Chaetothyriales, Herpotrichiellaceae. Gene Ontology annotation, molecular function: ubiquitin binding; polyubiquitin modification-dependent protein binding; damaged DNA binding. Gene Ontology annotation, biological process: nucleotide-excision repair; proteasome-mediated ubiquitin-dependent protein catabolic process. The coding region runs from base 1 to 1143 and encodes 380 amino acids. The transcript has 6 exons. The record is from RefSeq and is a predicted model, not a curated record.